Capsicum annuum is the source of this 830-nucleotide messenger RNA. RefSeq names its product gibberellin-regulated protein 9. The record is from RefSeq and is a predicted model, not a curated record. The transcript has 4 exons. Bases 227 to 562 code for a protein of 111 amino acids. NCBI's taxonomy places the organism in Eukaryota, Viridiplantae, Streptophyta, Magnoliopsida, Solanales, Solanaceae.
UUUAUUAUUAAAGUGAUAGAAACUUCCAAACGAGAGUUCAAAAAUUGAUGAAAAAAGUUUUCCAAAAAUAAAGAGCACUCAACUCAAAGCCUGUGAUAUUGUUGUAAAGAUAUCUUCAUGUGAUCAAUUUUCAAAAGGCUCAAUAAAUGCCUUGCCCAAUUGCACUUGAAUAUGCCUAUAUAAAAGGUCUGGCCCUUCUCACUUCACAUCCAUUCUACAACAAAACAUGAAGAUCUUCACGUUGUUUCUCAUUGCCAUCCUCCUCAUACAGGUUUUCGCGGAGGCUGUUUUCUUUAACAAUGACGAAGAUACUGCUGCACAGAUAGAGGCAGACAAUGAAGGAGCUCUUCACAAAAAAAUUCACCCAACUAAGAGGAUCCACUGUGGGUAUGCAUGUGCAAGGAGAUGCAAGAAGUCGUCAAGAAAGAAGGUGUGCACAAGGGCAUGCAAGACAUGUUGUGCAAGAUGCAAGUGUGUUCCACCAGGCACUUACGGAAACAAGGAAGCUUGCCCCUGCUAUGCUAGGCUUAAGACUCAUGGCAACAGGCCUAAGUGCCCUUAAUAUGUAGUAAUUUCUUUAUUGACUAAGAAGAAUGCAUACUUUUUACUAAAUAAAUGCUUAGAUUUUAUUUAACUUCUCUUUUUUCUAUUUUAGUUCUGGGGGGCUGUGUUUGGGGGUCAGAGGGAAUAAAAUGAGAGAUAUUGCUCAUGAGUGUACAGAGUGUGCUUUUGAAUAUUCGAUUAUGUUAUGACUCAUUUUUUUGUCAGAUAAAUACAUAUACAUAUAUUAUGUGUGUAUUCUGGGGAAUAAAGUUAUUGAAGCUUUUUAA